AGAUACGGCCGUUCAAAGUUUCUGUCUCGGUGGCCGCUAACUCCGGCCCCCUGGGGUGCACCGGCCCUGGGGUGGCGGCGUCUGAUAGGGGGCCACGGGGCCUAUCACCCACCCGAGUUUGAAGUCCCUGGGUCUCUGCCUCGGCGAGAUACGGCCGGUCAAAUUUUCGAACUUUGGGGGGCGCUAUCCCCGGCCCCCGGGGGGCUAUCGGCUCGGGGGCGGCGGCGUCCGAGAGGGGCCGACGGCCUCCAUCAACGACCCGAGUUUCAAGACCCUAGGCCUCGGCGUUCCGGCGCGGGCCCCGGUCGAACUUCCAACCCCCCCCUCGCCGGCGGCCUUGCCCAGGACGGUGCGCCAUUCCCGGGUAGAGUUCCGAUUUCGGCCGCGGCGCGGUUUCUCGCCGAUAUCUCCGCGAUGCGGGGGUCCCCGGGGCUGAAACUCGGGGGUCAGGUAGAGGGCCUCGGGGCCUACCGGACGCCACCGCCCCCGAGUCCCGGGGCGGUCCGGUGCCUGAGUUACGAGGGCACAAAUCCUGAAGUUUGGGGGGCCGUAUCUCGGCCUCCCCGGGGGUUGGGGACCUGGGGCCGGCGGCGUCCGGUAGGGGGCCUCUGGCUCUAUCAGCGACCCGAGUUUGAAGUCCCUGGGGCUCGGCCUCGGCGAGAUACGGCCGGUCAAAUCUUCGACCUUAGGGGGGCGCUAUCCCCGGCCCCCGGGGGGCCAUCGGCCCGCGGGUGGCGGCGUCUGAUAGGGGGCCUCAGGGUCUACCGCGGUCCCGAGUUUGAAGUCCCUGGGUCUCGGCCUCGGCGAGAUACGGCCGUUCAAAAUUUCGAACUUUGGGGGGCGCUAUCCCCGGCCCCCGGGGGGCUGUCGGCUCGGGGGUGGCGGCGUCCGAGAGGGGCCGACGGGCCCUAUCAACGACCCGAGUUUCAAGUCCCUAGGCCCCGGCGUUCCCGAGCGGGCCCCGGUCGAACAUCCAACCACCCCCUCUCCGGCGGCCUUGCCCAGGAUGGUGCACCUUUCCCGGGUAGAGCUCCGAUUUCGCCCGCGACCCCGGAGGUCGGCCCGAUAGAGGAAGCCGUUUUUACCCGCCAUCGGGGUGAUGACAAAUGCGCUUCGCAGGCUGAGCUCCAGGGGCUUUUUCGAGCGACCCAGGCCCAGCGUGGCCUCCCCCUCCUGGGCAUGAGAGUGAGUUGGCGCCCCCUAGUCUGGUUCUCUGUAAAUUUGAAGGUUGAGCUCCAGGGGCUUUUUCGAUCGACCGAGGCCCAGCGUGGCCUCACCGUCCUGGGCAUGGGGGUGAGAUGGCGCCCCCUACUCCGGUUCGCAUUAACCGUGGAGGCUGAGCUCCAGGGGCUUUUUCGAGCGACCCAGGCCCAACGAGGCCUCACCCUCUCGGGCAUGGGGGUGAGAUGGCGCCCCCUACUCCGGUUCUCAUUAACCGUGGAGGCUGAGCUCCAGGGGCUUUUUCGAGCGACCCAGGCCCAACGAGGCCUCACCCUCUCGGGCAUGGGGGUGAGAUGGCGCCCCCUACUCCGGUUCUCAUUAACCGUGGAGGCUGAGCUCUAGGGGCUUUUUCGAGCGACCCAGGCCCAGCGAGGCCUCACCGUCUUGGGCAUGAGAGUGAGAUGGCUCCCCCUAGUCUGGUUCUCUGUAAAUUUGAAGGUUGAGCUCCAGGGGCUUUUUCGGUCGACCGAGGCCCAGCGUGGCCUCACCGUCCUGGGCAUGAGAGUGAGAUGGCUCCCCCUUGUCUGGUUCUCUGUAAAUUUGAAGGUUGAGCUCCAGGGGCUUUUUUCGGUCGACCGAGGCCCAGCGUGGCCUCACCGUCCUGGGCAUGAGAGUGAGAUGGCGCCCCCUACUCCGGUUCUCAUUAACCGUGGAGGCUGAGCUCCAGGGGCAUUUUCGAGCGACCCAGGCCCAACGAGGCCUCACCCUCUCGGGCAUGGGGGUGAGAUGGCGCCCCCUACUCCGGUUCUCAUUAACCGUGGAGCCUGAGCUCCAGGGGCUUUUUCGAUCGACCGAGGCCCAGCGUGGCCUCACCCUCUCGGGCAUGGGGGUGAGAUGGCGCCCCCUACUCCGGUUCUCAUUAACCGUGGAGCCUGAGCUCCAGGGGCUUUUUCGAGCGACCCAGGCCCAGCGAGGCCUCACCGUCUUGGGCAUGAGAGUGAGACGGCUCCCCCUAGUCUGGUUCUCUGUAAAUUUGAAGGUUGAGCUCCAGGGGCUUUUUCGAGCGGCCCAGGCCCAACGAGGCCUCACCGUCUUGGGCAUGAGAGUGAGAUGGCUGCCCCUAGUCUGGUUCUCUGUAAAUUUGAAGGUUGAGCUCCAGGGGCUUUUUCGGUCGACUGAGGCCCAGCGUGGCCUCACCGUCCUGGGCAUGAGAGUGAGAUGGCGCCCCCUACUCCGGUUCGCAUUAACCGUGGAGGCUGAGCUCCAGGGGCAUUUUCGAGCGACCCAGGCCCAACGAGGCCUCACCCUCUCGGGCAUGGGGGUGAGAUGGCGCCCCCUACUCCGGUUCUCAUUAACCGUGGAGGCUGAGCUCCAGGGGCUUUUUCGAUCGACCGAGGCCCAGCGUGGCCUCACCGUCCUGGGCAUGGGGGUGAGAUGGCGCCCCCUACUCCGGUUCUCAUUAACCGUGGAGGCAGAGCUCCAGGGGCUUUUUCGAGCGGCCCAGGCCCAACGAGGCCUCACCCUCUCGGGCAUGAGAGUGAGAUGGCUCCCCCUAGUCUGGUUCUCUGUAAAUUUGAAGGUUGAGCUCCAGGGGCUUUUUCGGUCGACCGAGGCCCAGCGUGGCCUCACCGUCCUGGGCAUGAGAGUGAGAUGGCUCCCCCUUGUCUGGUUCUCUGUAAAUUUGAAGGUUGAGCUCCAGGGGCUUUUUUCGGUCGACCGAGGCCCAGCGUGGCCUCACCGUCCUGGGCAUGAGAGUGAGAUGGCGCCCCCUACUCCGGUUCUCAUUAACCGUGGAGGCUGAGCUCCAGGGGCAUUUUCGAGCGACCCAGGCCCAACGAGGCCUCACCCUCUCGGGCAUGGGGGUGAGAUGGCGCCCCCUACUCCGGUUCUCAUUAACCGUGGAGCCUGAGCUCCAGGGGCUUUUUCGAUCGACCGAGGCCCAGCGUGGCCUCACCCUCUCGGGCAUGGGGGUGAGAUGGCGCCCCCUACUCCGGUUCUCAUUAACCGUGGAGCCUGAGCUCCAGGGGCUUUUUCGAGCGACCCAGGCCCAGCGAGGCCUCACCGUCUUGGGCAUGAGAGUGAGACGGCUCCCCCUAGUCUGGUUCUCUGUAAAUUUGAAGGUUGAGCUCCAGGGGCUUUUUUCGGUCGACCGAGGCCCAGCGUGGCCUCACCCUCUCGGGCAUGGGGGUGAGAUGGCGCCCCCUACUCCGGUUCUCAUUAACCGUGGAGGCUGAGCUCCAGGGGCUUUUUCGAGCGACCCAGGCCCAACGAGGCCUCACCCUCUCGGGCAUGGGGGUGAGAUGGCGCCCCCUACUCCGGUUCUCAUUAACCGUGGAGGCUGAGCUCCAGGGGCUUUUUCGAGCGACCCAGGCCCAACGAGGCCUCACCCUCUCGGGCAUGGGGGUGAGAUGGCGCCCCCUACUCCGGUUCUCAUUAACCGUGGAGGCUGAGCUCCAGGGGCUUUUUCGAGCGACCCAGGCCCAGCGAGGCCUCACCGUCUUGGGCAUGAGAGUGAGACGGCUCCCCCUAGUCUGGUUCUCUGUAAAUUUGAAGGUUGAGCUCCAGGGGCUUUUUUCGGUCGACCGAGGCCCAGCGUGGCCUCACCGUCCUGGGCAUGAGAGUGAGAUGGCGCCCCCUACUCCGGUUCUCAUUAACCGUGGAGGCUGAGCUCCAGGGGCUUUUUCGAGCAACCCAGGCCCAACGAGGCCUCACCCUCUCGGGCAUGGGGGUGAGAUGGCGCCCCCUACUCCGGUUCUCAUUAACCGUGGAGGCUGAGCUCCAUGGGCUUUUUCGAGCGACCCAGGCCCAACGAGGCCUCACCGUCUUGGGCAUGAGAGUGAGAUGGCGCCCCCUACUCCGGUUCUCAUUAACCGUGAAGGCUGAGCUCCAGGGGCUUUUUCGAGCGACCCAGGCCCAACGAGGCCUCACCGUCUCGGGCAUGAGAGUGAGACGGCUCCCCCUAGUCUGGUUCUCUGUAAAUUUGAAGGUAGAGCUCCAGGGGCAUUUUCGAGAGACCCAGGCCCAACGAGGCCUCACCCUCUCGGGCAUGAGAGUGAGACGGCUCCCCCUAGUCUGGUUCUCUGUAAAUUUGAAGGUUGAGCUCCAGGGGCAUUUUCGAGCGACCCAGGCCCAACGAGGCCUCACCCUCUCGGGCAUGAGAGUGAGACGGCUCCCCCUAGUCUGGUUCUCUGUAAAUUUGAACGUUGAGCUCCAGGGUCUAUUUCCAGCGACCCAGGCCCAGCGUGGCCUCCCUCUCUUGGGCAUGAGAGUGAGAUAGCACCCCCUACUCCGGUUCUCGGUUUGCUGGGUGACCAGUGGCGGGUCGUAGGCUCCAGGGCCUCUUUGGUGAGAGACCUAUCCGACCGGCCCUAGCCCUCGUCUGCCUCGCUCGGCAGGUCGGAGGCCCUGGAGGAAUUCGGGGUUGGAAAAAUGACUAAGUCGAAAACGCGGGCCUUGGCCAGACAUCCACCCUCCCCGAGGCUCCGGGGCAGGCCGGGAAAGGUGCCUCUUCCCCGGGCACGUUCUGGAUUCACCCGCGACCCUGGAGGUCCGCCCGAUAGGGGAUGGCGUUUUUACGUGCCGUCGCGAUUUGGACGAACGCGUCAUUUUGUGGACUUAGGCUCUGGCGAAAACCAUUUCGGAUCCAGGGGGCUGUCUGGAGGGUUCCCCGGCCCACAUACCCUCGCCGUGGCCGGGGUGACGCGAUUCGUCUGAGGGCCCCCCGACCGGGAACGCAAACUGAUACCUAAGGGGGCUUUGUGGACCGCUGCCCGGCCCAAGCACCAUCGCCGUGGCCGGGGGCAGUCGAAAGACGACCGCCCUUACUGGGGAGAACCGUUCGCAGGGUGACCAGUGGUCGCCCGUGAGCUCUGACGACUAAGUCGGAAACGCGGGCCUUGGCCAAACAUCCACCCUCCCCGAGGCUCCGGGGCAGGCCAGGAAAGGUGCCUCUUCCCCGGGCACCUUCUGGAUUCACCCGCGACCCUGGAGGUCCGCCCGAUAGGGGAUGGCGUUUUUACGUGCCGUCGCGAUUUGGACGAACGCGUCAUUUUGUGGACUUAGGCUCUGGCGAAAACCAUUUCGGAUCCAGGGGGCUGUCUGGAGGGUUCCCCGGCCCACAUACCCUCGCCGUGGCCGGGGUGAAGCGAUUCGUCUGAGGGCCCCCCGACCGGGAACGCAAACUGAUACCUAAGGGGGCUUUGUGGACCGCUGCCCGGCCCAAGCACCAUCGCCGUGGCCGGGGGCAGUCGAAACACGACCGCCCUUACUGGGGAGAACCGUUCGCAGGGUGACCAGUGGUCGCCCGUGAGCUCUGACGACUAAGUCGGAAACGCGGGCCUUGGCCAAACAUCCACCCUCCCCGAGGCUCCGGGGCAGGCCAGGAAAGGUGCCUCUUCCCCGGGCACCUUCUGGAUUCACCCGCGACCCUGGAGGUCCGCCCGAUAGGGGAUGGCGUUUUUACGUGCCGUCGCGAUUUGGACGAACGCGUCAUUUUGUGGACUUAGGCUCUGGCGAAAACCAUUUCGGAUCCAGGGGGCUGUCUGGAGGGUUCCCCGGCCCACAUACCCUCGCCGUGGCCGGGGUGAAGCGAUUCGUCUGAGGGCCCCCCGACCGGGAACGCAAACUGAUACCUAAGGGGGCUUUGUGGACCGCUGCCCGGCCCAAGCACCAUCGCCGUGGCCGGGGGGCAGUCGAAAGACGACCGCCCUUACUGGGGAGAACCGUUCGCGGGGUGACCAGUGGUCGUCCGUGUGCUCUGACGACUAAGUCGGAAACGCGGGCUUUGGCCAAACAUCCACCCUCCCCGAGGCUCAGGGGCAGGCCGGGAAAGGUGCCUCUUCCCCGGGCACCUUCUGGAUUCACCCGCGACCCUGGAGGUCCGCCCGAUAGGGGAUGGCGUUUUUACGUGCCGUCGCGAUUUCGGCGAACGCGUUAUUUUGUGGACUUAGCGCGUAUCGCAAGAGAACGGAUCGAGUGGAGCACGUUGCGCGCCCGAGCUAGGACCCCGCCCGGCCACUGGCCGCUAUGGGCGGGUGCGCCUAGGGGGCACGGUGGUUGGAAGGUAUGAGCGAAACACCGUGUCCGGCACAUGCGCGCAUGAGAAGGGGCUCUGCCCCCCUCUUUCUUGGGAGACUCAGACGGCCGGUCUAUCGUAAGGGUCCGCCACCGGCGGUCGGAGAGGAGGCGCGAGGCGGGAGGUCGGCUCCGUCCGGCCCUCGCCCGCCCUCCUCCCGGCCCCGCGAAGCACACUUUUCCCGGUUACGGCCUCGAUCAGCGGCCAGCCACCCCCGUGACCCACGAGCGGGGGAAGGUCGCCGCACGUCGCCCUAUGAGCGGCCGCGCCGCCUGGGUUCCGCCUCCCCCCGGGGGGGUGGACACCCUCCGCGGAGCGAGACCCGCGUGUAGGAAACAAGCGCGCUGCGGUUGUCCAUCCCACACCCCUUCUUGAGGGCUACCUGGUUGAUCCUGCCAGUAACAUAUGCUUGUCUCAAAGAUUAAGCCAUGCAGGUCUAAGUACACACGGCCGGUACAGUGAAACUGCGAAUGGCUCAUUAAAUCAGUUAUGGUCCCUUUGAUCGCUCCACCCGGUACUUGGAUAACUGUGGCAAUUCCAGAGCUAAUACAUGCAAACGAGCGCCGACCCUCCUUCACGGGCGGGGACGCGUGCAUUUAUCAGAUCCAAAACCCAUCCGGGGUUGGGGAUCCGUCCUCACCCCGGUCCCUUUGGUGACUCUAGAUAACCUCGGGCCGAUCGCGCGCCCUCUGCGGCGGCGACGACUCUUUCGAAUGUCUGCCCUAUCAACUUUCGAUGGUACUUUAGGCGCCUACCAUGGUGACCACGGGUAACGGGGAAUCAGGGUUCGAUUCCGGAGAGGGAGCCUGAGAAACGGCUACCACAUCCAAGGAAGGCAGCAGGCGCGCAAAUUACCCAUUUCCGACUCGGAGAGGUAGUGACGAAAAAUAACAAUACAGGUC
Carassius gibelio (silver crucian carp) is the source of this 7137-nucleotide messenger RNA. RefSeq lists its product as uncharacterized. Bases 415 to 1563 code for a protein of 382 amino acids. NCBI's taxonomy places the organism in Eukaryota, Metazoa, Chordata, Actinopteri, Cypriniformes, Cyprinidae. The transcript has 2 exons. The record is from RefSeq and is a predicted model, not a curated record.